UUGCUUAUAAGACGAAUCAGCGCCACAUCUGCAGCAACAUUCCGAGCUAAUACCAUCCGGUGAAGAGAGAGUGUCAAAUAGGAAUUUUGUAAUAAAAAUAAAAUGAAGGGAUACUUGCUUUUCUUUUUCAUCAUCGCGGCAUUUUUGGCAAUGUCUGCCGCCGCCUGUAGCAACUCGGACUGUUCAAGCGACUGCCGCGGCUCCGGACGCCACGGAGGGCAGUGCAUCCAGGGCCAGUGCUACUGUACUGGACAGGAAGUCCGAUUUUAAACACCUUCAAUACCUUCAUCAUCAUUAUCAUGUAUUGUCAGCAUUUUAUCGCCCGCUGCUGAGCAUAGGUGUCUCUUUCAGUACGCCAUGUAUCCCGGCCCUGAGCUAUUCUCAUCCAGUUGUGACCCGCAAUUUUGCGGAUGUCGUCCACCAAACACCUUACCAGCACCUUACACCACGCGCUUUGGACAAUCUGCUUCUAUCACAUCAUUGGCUUCUGCAUUUCUGACGGAUGAUUUUUGCAGCGAUUGAGACGACCAACACAUUUCCGCCUAUGACUGUACAAGCGUAUCGAUAUCACACUCAGUAUAUAUCAACAUCUACAUACACGUGACGUCUUUCGUAUCUCAUUAUAAAACGUAAUUUAUAUUAGUUACCACUGUUGUUAAACUCUAUCCCCCUUAUUCAUAAACGUUGACUAUAAGUUAUCAAGCCGAUAAAGUUCGUUUGUCCCUUUCCGACGUAUUUGUGUGAUGGAAAGGGACAAACGAAUUUUAUGUUGGCAGUUAAGGAGGGUUUAUUAUUUAUGAUUGUGUAAAUAAUGGAAAAUGUAGAAAAGGAAAUUUGUGAGAAGCUUGCCUUUUGUAACUAAUGGAAAUAUUUUGGCACAAACGUUUAUUUCAGUAAAUCAUUUAAAUGUCUUAGAGCGCAAUCAUGUAUAUACUACUAAUAUUAUAAAUAUAUUUGUAAAGCGAA
Messenger RNA from Leguminivora glycinivorella, 966 nucleotides. Its product is annotated as putative neurotoxin-A. The record is from RefSeq and is a predicted model, not a curated record. NCBI's taxonomy places the organism in Eukaryota, Metazoa, Arthropoda, Insecta, Lepidoptera, Tortricidae. Bases 103 to 270 code for a protein of 55 amino acids. The transcript is spliced from 2 exons.